This is a messenger RNA of Brienomyrus brachyistius, 3136 nucleotides long. Its product is annotated as transmembrane protein 151A. The coding region runs from base 797 to 2482 and encodes 561 amino acids. NCBI's taxonomy places the organism in Eukaryota, Metazoa, Chordata, Actinopteri, Osteoglossiformes, Mormyridae. The record is from RefSeq and is a predicted model, not a curated record. The transcript is spliced from 2 exons.
UUUAAGAGGCGGUGUUGAUUUAAUACUCCUGCGGUGCGGAGCCCGUUGUGCUACGUAUCCAAUGCUGGCUGCCGAACCAAUUCGAUUUUUUGUGUCCGUUUACCAAGAGCCCCGCGAAGUGCCCGCAGGGGCGGAUGGCUCGCGUCUGCGGGUACCUAGGUACGUGACGUCAGUGGGUACCCAGGUGGGUGACGUCAGUGGGUACCCUUGCGAGAGAAGAGUGUAGAAGAGAGAAGGGGGUGACAAGCCCCUAAACAAAAGACGGACCUCCCCAGAAUGGACACGCUCCCGGUGACUCGCCGACUCCUCUUAUCUGUAUCUGCUUCAAGCGACGUGAGCCGGACAGCGAAAAACCCCCAUCCGAAAAUCCGUAUCGAUCGCACCGCAAGCAUCUUGGCAUCACACCAGCUCCUUCGCUGGUCUUUGGCGCUGUACUGAGGAGGUGCGCUGAGCUGUGGCGGUACUGGAGGCGCAGUGUCACCCAUCAGUAGCCGAAGUGGAUUUCCCCUUCGUAUCGGAGGCGGUGGGAAAGACGUGGGGGGCUUCGGACUGGACAUGGGCAGAGGGGAGGGGGGGUGAAAGAGAGGCACAUUUCGCUUAGGAUAAUGCGUGCUGGCCGCGGCCGCUGCUCUCGGAGAACCGGAGCGGAGCCGGAUGCAGAUGGGGUGACUUAUCCGGCCAAGGGGUCCCGUCGCGGCCGCCAGGUUGUGCGAGCUUUGGGCCGCUGUCCGGUGCUGACGGGCCGCGAAGCGGAGUGUAACGUGUCCGGGGACGAGGGGGGAUUCAGGGACUGACCAUGGCUGAGGAAUCGCCAGCGAUGAAUGGCAAUGGGAGGGAAGAGCAGCGCCCCCUGAAUCAGUCCCUGAGCGGCUCCCUGUGCCGGGAGUCUCAGUGGAAGUGCUUGCUCCUGACGCUGCUCAUGUUCGGCUGCUUCGGCACGCUGGGCUGGUGCGCCCUGUGCCGCGUGCCCAUCAUGGCGUCCGACGACUCCAACGGCAGCGUCCAGUACGGCCAGCUGGGCCCGGUGCACCACGACAGCCCCUGCUCCAGCGGCUACGUCUACAUCCCGCUCGCCUUCCUCGCCAUGCUCUACGUGGUCUACCUGGUGGAGUGCUGGCAGUGCUACUCCAAGAUAGCGGCGCUGGCGCAGGCCGAGGUCAGCGAGGUGUACGAGCGCGUGCAGCGCCUCCAGCAGGCCACGCCCUGCAUCUGGUGGAAGGCCAUCAGCUACCACUACGUGCGACGCACGCGGCAGGUGACCCGCUACCGCAACGGCGACGCCUACACCACCACGCAGGUCUACCACGAGCGCGUCAACACGCACGCCGCCAGCUCCGAGUUCGACUACAGCCGGCACGGGGUGAAGGACGUGUCCCGCCAGCUGCUGGAUCUCCUGGAGCAUCCGGCCGUGCGGCUGCGCUUCACCAAAUGCUUCAGCUUCUCCAGCGCCCGUGCCGAGGCCGCCUACCUGACCCAGCGUGCCCGCUUCUUCGGCGAGAACGAGGGUCUGGACGACUACAUGGAGGCCCGCGAGGGCAUGCACUUAAAGAACGUGGACUUCCGGGAGCACCUGCUGGCCUUUCCGGAUCCGGCCCGCCUGCCCUGGUUCGCCCGGCACCACGUGUUCUGGCUGGCAUCCGCCCUGCUGCUCUCCUGGCCUCUCCGCGUAGUGGCCGAGUACCGGACAGCCUACGUCCAUUACCACGUGGAGAAGCUGUUCGGCGACGGUGACGACGCCCGUGAAGGUGGGGAGCAGGGGGAGAGUGGCCGGGGCGGGGGAGCGGCACCUAGCUCCAGUUACCGUGCCAUCUCACGGGUCAACACUGUGGACAUGACCGAGCUGGAGUGGCACAUCCGCUGCAACCAGCAGAUGGCGCCAAGCUAUUCUGAGGCCAUGCUCAUGGAUCACACCUCCAGUAACAACCCCCCUCCUCCGGCCAGCACAGCCACCUCCGGAGCCUUUCACUCAGGCUACCUUCUCCAGAACUGUCCCCGCUGCCGGCGGUCCUCCAGCAGCACCUCACUCCCAUCUCGGAUCAGGGGCAACGUCAACGUGGGUACAAACGUGCUCGUGGGCGGGCCGGUUGUGGGAGUGAGGGCUAAUGGAAGCGGCCCUGGGGUCGCAGGGGGCCGGCUGGUGCUGAGCCGGAGCGGGUUCUCACUGGGGCGGCUGCAGAAUUCCCGACCCACCUGCCUCUUCCAUUCCCACAGCGUGGGAGGGGGCGGCGUGGGCAGGGUAGACGAGGGCGGUGGAUUUUUGGGUCUCGGGUCCCGGCAAGAUGAGGAGAGCAGGGGGGUUCUAGAGAGAGUAGGGGAUGAGGAAGAAGAGGAGGUGGGAGAGCAGGAGGCGGAACAGGAAGGAGAAUGUGAAGAAGAGGUAACGGAAGGGGAAAGAGGCCGGCCACCGGCCUAUCAGGACGCGUUUUUAUUCCCAGUGCUCAUUGUCCAUGGAGAAGAGAGCUGCCACAGUGGGGAGAUAUGAGACAGGAAGCCGGUGGAGGGAAACCUCUGAGCAGAGAUGUAGAAGGUGUCAAUCAGAACGAAGACCACAGGGCACCUGAGAGAAACGCAUGUAGGAACGGCAGAAAUGGCCGUCAUGGAAGGGCAGGGGAAACCUUGAGGUGGAUGAAGGGUUCACAAGAGGCUCAUUCUACCUUUUAUACGAAAGAAUGUAAGUAGAAGGCAGGGAAGCCGUGCACCAACAUGCAUGUGCAUCCCGUGUCUGCUGGGCUCGACCAGAAAACAGACGUUGGCGGUAACAAAUACCAGCUUCUAAGUACGGAUGGAGAGUAAGCUCUAGAGGAAUGUACUGUUCCCUUUAAUUUGGGGGGGGGAACUCAUCACACAGCAAACGUCUGUGACAGAUACUGGAUCAUGUCACUCAGCUGUACUGUGGAUGCAGGUGUAUCUGCAAAGAGACCUCAGAUCUUCAUUCGGCUCCUCUAUGAGCUCACAGGGUCUAACCCCACAACCUUAGCAGUGAACGAAAAACAACAUAACAAAUCUGGUAACCAGGACACAGUUUCUCUGGAAUUUAUUACAACACCUUCAUUAUUUUCUGGUUGAUAUAAUCUUCACAAAAAACAUCUGCAGCAGCAACUUCAAGCAAUUAAUGCAAAGUCAUUUAUUGCUUCAG